GUUUAAAGGUUGACGUCUCUGUACCAGGCGAGCCAGGCGCAUCCUCUAGCCGGACACCGGGCGCUGCAGGCCGGGACCCUGCGCCCCUCACCGCUGCCUCGCGCCCGUCCACCCGCCGGCAGCAUGGACAGGCUGAGCGUGCUGGACCAGCUCCUCCCGGAGCUCAGCUUGCUGCUCAAGUUGCUGGAUCAUGAGUACCUGAGCGCUACCACCAUGGAGAAGAAACUGGCCGUCUCCACUAUCCUGCAGAAGCUGCAGCCCCCUGCAGGGAAGACUCUGGACUACAUGUAUGUGAACACAGCAGCCCUGCAGAACAGUACCAGCUUUGUGGAGUCCCUCUUUGAAGAGUUUGACUGUGACCUGCGAGAUCUCCAGGAUAUGCAGGAGGAUGAUGGGGACACCAGUGAGGGCAUUGGCUUGGAGCUCACAAGGAGCCAUCCAUCUAAAAAUGCUCCCAGGGACCCUCCUCCACCACUUCCCACAACCCCCCCACCUGAAGAUUACUACGAGGAGGCCCUGCCUCUGGGCCCAGGCAAGGCCCCUGAAUACAUCACCUCCCGCAAUAGCUCCAGCCCCCCCAACUCAAUCGAGGAUGGCUACUAUGAGGACGCAGACAGCAACUACCCUGUUACCAGGAUGAAUGGGGAGCAGAAAAACUCCUACAAUGACUCUGAUGCAAUGAGCAGCUCCUAUGAGUCAUAUGAUGAAGAGGAGGAGGAUGGGAAGGGCCAGCGACUGACACACCAAUGGCCGUCAGAGGAAGCGUCUAUGAACCUGGUGAAGGACUGCAGGAUUUGUGCCUUCCUGUUGCGUAAGAAGCGCUUUGGGCAGUGGGCCAAGCAGCUGACAGUCAUCAAGGACAACAAACUCCUGUGCUACAAAAGCUCCAAGGACCGGCAGCCACACCUGGAGGUGCCCCUGAACGCCUGCAGCGUCAACUAUGUGCCUAAGGAUGGGCGCCGCAAGAAGCAUGAGCUGCGCUUCUCUCUGCCAGGGGCUGAGGCUCUGGUGCUGGCAGUGCAGAGCAAAGAGCAGGCUGAGGAGUGGCUGAAGGUGAUAAAGGAAGGGAGCAGUGCCAGUGGAGGAGGAACAGGUGUGACUGAAGCCCCUACAUCCCCUGUGCUGCAUUGCAAGAUGGACCUUGACAAGAGGUUAUCACAAGACAAACAGACGUCUGACUCGGACAGUGUGGCAGCAGGAGAGAACUGCACCCCCAUGCGCCGAAGGGAGCACGGAAAAGGCAAGAAGAGUGGCUUGGCUGAACUGAAGGGCUCAGUGAGCCGGGCAGCCGGGAGGAAAAUCACCAGGAUCAUCAGCUUCUCCAAAAAGAAGCCAUCCCCUGAGGACACGCAGACGUCCUCCACCGAGGAGGACAUCCCCUGCUGUGGUUACCUGAAUGUCCUGGUUAACCAGUGCUGGAAGGAGCGUUGGUGUUGCUUGAAAGGCAACACGCUCUAUUUCCACAAGGACCGCUCCGACUUGCGGACGCACGUGAAUGCCAUCGUCCUGCGCGGCUGUGAGGUGGUGCCAGGCCUAGGCCCUAAACACCCGCUUGCUUUCCGCAUCCUUCGCAGUGGGCAGGAGGUCUCUGCCUUGGAGGCAAACUGCUCUGAAGAUCUGGGCCGCUGGCUUGGCCUCCUGCUGGUUGAGACUGGCUCCCAGAAAACCCCGGAGGCCUUGCACUAUGACUACGUGGAUGUAGAGACAAUAGCCAACAUAGUCACCGCUGUGAGACACUCCUAUCUGUGGGCCAGCGCCUCCCAUGAGAGCCAGGCUGACUCUUCCCGGGUGGUGUAUGAUGACGUCCCCUACGAGAAGGUGCAGGCAGAGGAGCCACCGCGGCCGUCGGGGGCCCAGGUGAAGCGGCAUGCCUCGUCCUGCAGUGAGUCGUCACGCUGCGUGGACCCGCAAGUCAAAGUCAAAAGACAUGCAUCAAAUGCCACCCAGUACAAGUAUGGGAAGAACCGGGCCGAGGAGGAUGCCAGGAUGUUCCUGACGGAGAAAGAGAAGCUGGAGAAGGAGAGAGCUUCUAUCCGGAAUGAGCUGGUGACCCUGCGCAAGGAGAAAAGGGAACUCCGGGAGGCCAUGAAAAGCAGCACAGGGAGGAAGCUGAAGGAGCUGGAGGAGCAGGUGGUGGCCCUGGAGGAGCAGUGCAAAGGGAAGGAGGAGCAGCGCGUGGACCUAGAGCUCAAGCUGACGGAGGUGAAGGACCGGUUGAAACAGUCGCUAGCAGGAGGGCCAGCUCUGGGGCUCACCGUGACCAGCAAAGCUGAAAAUGGGGAGACUGGAAAUAAGCCAAAUGGGAACCCCACGGAGCACUUGGUCCCGGUGAACUGUGCGGCGGAAAUGAGGAAGAGGAGCCCCUCCAUCCUCCCUGCCAACAAGGGGAAAGUGCUGCAGAAGGCCAAGGAGUGGGAGAUGAAGCAAACCUAACUGGGGCAGCCAGGCCUCACCUGCUGCGAACCGACUCGGGCCCUGGGACACACUGAAGAGCUGCAAGCCCCUUUUCCCCAGGGAGAGUGGAAGAGGAUUCUGGCAAGCGUGGCUCUCCAGCAGGGGGAUGGGGGCAUGGGGAAAGCACCCACCUUCCAAUGGUGGGGCCGUUUGGCAAGCAGACAAGAUUGGGUGUUGGGGAGAGGGGAGGGAUAUUUGGGAAUGGGCGGGAAUGUUUCAAGCGUAAGGCUCCCAUGCAGCUGGAAUGCUAGUCUUGAUUGCACCACAGGUGGUCUGUGACUAGAUUGUGCUUUACCUCCUGCUGCUCAGUUUCCUCCCUCUGUCAAAUGUGGGUCAAUAUGAUCUAGUCUCCAGUGAUGGGUGGGAUCAGCUUUCAUUAGAGGCAUUACAUGGAAGUGGUGCUAUUUACAUGUGAUUUUACUGGAUCAGGCCAUUGGCGUAGUUAGUCCACUAUCCCCAACCAGAGCAGAGAUUGUGUGGAGCUAGCCUAGUCUCCUCCCCUCUGCAGCAGCCAAACCCAGAGGCCCUAGGAGGAGACCGUGUGGCCAUGGUGCUUUCUUGUGUAUUGUUUGUUUGUUAGAUCUCUGACCCUUAGAGCGUCUGACUUAGUGGGUGGGCUCUGCCCUGUUGCAGUCUCUUCUGUCACGCUGCAGUUGUCCUUUUUGUAUUUUUUUUAAUAUACAUCAGAUAAAUUCAGCACAGCAGGGGAAGAGGAAGGCUGGGAAGCUAUACUUUAAAGUGGCCACUGAUUUUGGAUGCCUCAGUGUUGGGGUUCAUGAGCCACCCUGGGCUUAAUUCUCAGAGCUACUGCUCCCCCCAGUCUCUCCUGACCACACAUGGAGCUUUGUGCACUCAGCACCUCUGAGUGGUGGGGGGCCAGGUUGUCUCAAGUUUGUUGCUUCUGGCUCAACUGUUUGAUCUAAUUCUAGUCUCCUUCCUGCCGGGAACAGCUGUGCUGCAGGGCAACGCUACCCAGUGCAGGGCAAGGGCUGGCGGCCUUUGGAGAACGAAUGCUGUGGAAGUUCUGCUGCCAACAUCUGAAAGCACCCCCACUUGGGCCUGGCUCAGCAUCUUGGGGCAGGGGGAUGGUAUAGGGAGCCGCCACCUUAAAGCACUGUCAGAUGGUGAGCUGUGGAUGGGGGAGAUAAGGGUAUUGCCUGAACUAAUGGCACAUUCUCAACACUGCAUGCAGGGCAGGACACCUCCAUUUCAGUGACAGCCUCUGGAAGAUGAGGAGGACCAGGGAAGGGGGCAAGAACAGAGGAAACAAUUUCAGCCAGUGUAGUAUGGAGAAGAGUAAGCAGAGCCAGGAAGCCUGGGGGAUAGAGGGAAAGCACAAGGCACUCCUCUUUAUUCCUGGACUGCACCAAAGGGUAAUGUGCCAGUAAGCUUUCACUACAACAGAACCUGUGGAACUUACUGCCUCAGGGUAUUUGUAUGAUAACUAGCUAAGCAACCAUUAAUAAAAGUAGCAACUGCAGGAAAAUGAGCUGGGCUCAAAAACAUCUGUGUGUUCCUGCCUGCAGAGCUGUUCGGUAGUUGUAAAUCCCCCACCCCCAGCUAAUGUCCACACUAAAGAAAUACUGCUUCCCCUCCUCCCCUCAUGUAUCACUUGUUCUUCAUCCAAUUUGAAUGCACCCUGCAUCCACAUACACAAGAGCUCAAGCUGGUUUACAGUCAGGCAAGUACGGUUCAGCAUAGAUUAUGCUGUAGCAGUGUUAAUAUUGAUUCAAUCUCCCUCUUGCUAGUCUCAGUUGUCUUAAUGUCAAACCAGAGUAUUGGAGCGGUAGGUGCCUGAGUGGGAUUUUUCACUGCCUUGGAUGCAGUCAGCAUCAGUGAACAGAAGAGAAUGAUGCACUUGGAUAAGCCUGUGGACUUCAUAAAAGUCCAGUUUUGCAGAGACUCCGCAUCCCCUGCCCCUGACAGCAACCUUGCCCUGGCCCCUGGGUAGUCUCCAAGCCAUGGUGGGAUGCUGUGGGUGAGGCUGCUAAGGAACAUUUCUGAUCUCACAGCCCUGGCCAUGCCCAAGCCUAUGCUGUGAUUUGGUGCUAUUUGAUUGUUGCCUCUCCACAGUUUGGUUGAAGGCUGGGCCUUGUCUCCAAAGAUGUAGGAAGAAGGGGAACUGGAUGCUUCUGUUCCUUGAAACGCUCUCACCCUCCCAGCACCCACAGCUACUCCUACCAUAUGCUAGAGCAUCUCUCACCAUGUCCUUGCCACUGCAGACUGCUCCCUCUGUC
Mauremys reevesii (Reeves's turtle) is the source of this 4691-nucleotide messenger RNA. RefSeq names its product actin filament associated protein 1 like 1 (gene AFAP1L1). Gene Ontology annotation, cellular component: cytosol. Bases 124 to 2433 code for a protein of 769 amino acids. The record is from RefSeq and is a predicted model, not a curated record. Gene Ontology annotation, molecular function: SH3 domain binding. NCBI's taxonomy places the organism in Eukaryota, Metazoa, Chordata, Testudines, Geoemydidae. The transcript has 19 exons.